Molecule: messenger RNA, 2099 nt
Organism: Cyclopterus lumpus (lumpfish)
Lineage: Eukaryota; Metazoa; Chordata; Actinopteri; Perciformes; Cyclopteridae
Gene: sars2
Product: seryl-tRNA synthetase 2, mitochondrial
Exons: 16
Coding region: 110-1675 (521 amino acids)
Biological process (GO): mitochondrial seryl-tRNA aminoacylation
Cellular component (GO): mitochondrion
Molecular function (GO): tRNA binding; serine-tRNA ligase activity; ATP binding
Source: RefSeq, a predicted model, not a curated record
CAAAACGCACGUCCUUUGAAGUAGAAUAACGGAAAGGCUGACCGACACAGGGUACGACAGCGAUAAUUCCCACGCGCAAGUGAACGCAACGCCGAGUCAGAAGACAAACAUGGCGACCCGCAUCGGCAUGGUCGCGAGAUACGGAGUCCCUGCGCUUACUGCCCUAAAGCCGGUGGCCAGACGAUGCUCGAGGCAGCGGGCGCGCGUGUACGUCCCCAGCCGCUCGUCGCACGGAGCCCGGAGCAGUUUGUACGAGCACGUCAGCGAAGGUUACAGCGACAAGCCCGAGCUGGACAUGAGGGCGGUGUGCGAGGAGACCGACAAAGUCAUCGCGAACGUGGAGAACAGGAAGGGCGACCUGCGAGGGGACGAUGUCAGGAGGAUUGUGUGUGUGUGGCAGGAGCUCCAGGCAGUGAGGACCGAGAUCUCUGGACUGGAGGAGCAGAAGAGACACAUCAGUAACACAGUCAAAGCACUAGUGGCCAAGAAUGACAAGAAAGCCCUCGGUGAUCUCCCGGAGUACGCUCGGGCUCUGCAGCGCGGCCGCGAGAUCCGCAGCAGGCUGAAUGAACUCCACCCCAAAGAGACGGAGCUGGAUCAGGAGCACUACGGACGAGCACUCCGACUGCCCAACACCUCGCACCCUGAUGUGCCAGUGGGGGAUGAGAGCCAGGCGAGGGUGGUGGAGCUGGUGGGACAAAAGCCAGACUUUGACUUCAAGCCCAGAGGCCACGUGGAGUUGGGAGAGGAGUUGGGUCUCAUCAGGCAGCGGCAUCUCGCUCAUGUCUCAGGCCACAGGUCCUACUAUCUGAGGGGGGCCGGGGCCAGACUCCAGACCGCCCUCCAGAACUUUGCCCUGGACACACUGCAGCGACGGGGCUUCGUUCCCAUGGUGGUGCCCGACAUGCUGAAGGGGGCAGUGUUUGAGGGUUGUGGGAUGCAGCCCAACGCCCAUCGCUCUCAGGUCUACUCCCUGGACCAGGCCCGCUUCCCAGACCUCAACCUGGCGGGGACCGGAGAGGUCGGAGUGGCAGGCUAUUUCAUGGAUCAUGCAGUCAGCUGGAAGGACCUGCCUGCCAGGACGGUGUGCAGCAGCACCUGCUACAGAGCAGAGACGGACACGGGCAGAGAGACAUGGGGCCUCUACAGAGUGCACCACUUCAACAAGGUAGAGAUGUUUGGGGUGACGGCGGAUGAGACGGGAGAGGAAAGCGCUCGGCUGCUGCAGGAGUUUAUCUCUUUGCAGAAAGAGAUGUUCUCUGCACUGGAACUACACUACAGAGUGCUGGACAUGCCGACUCAGGAACUGGGUCCUCCAGCACACAGGAAGUAUGACAUUGAAGCCUGGAUGCCCGGGAGGGACGGCUACGGAGAGAUUUCCAGUGGGUCCAACUGUACCGACUACCAGAGCAGACGCCUCAACAUCCUGUACGAGCGGGAGGACGGCGGCCUGCAGUACGCCCACACGGUGAACGCCACAGCAUGUGCCGUCCCCAGAACCAUCAUCGCGAUCCUGGAGACUCACCAGACCAAAGAAGGAACGGUGCGUGUCCCCCGAGCCCUGCGGCCUUAUUUGGGCCUCGAGGUCAUCGAGGCCCCAAAGUACUCGCCGCUGAAAUACAUCGGACCCAACCAGCACAGUCGACCACCGCGGCCCGCCCCCAAAACCAGAUGACCCGAAUAAAAGUGCACACACACCUGCGUUGGGAGAGCCAGCUCCCAUUCAACGCCACCAAGUCAAGACAGGAAGUAGAUCUUUUAAAAGGGACUCUGGCGGAAAGAAAGUAGUUCCGCUACACAACGAGGUCGUGAUUUCUGGAAAGAGACUUUGCUGUUGAGAUUUUCAAAUGAAAUGAAUUAUGGAGAGAAACACACAACUCUAGGUACAUGAUGAUGAUCUCUAAAUUAAUUUAAUUUAAUUGAGUGCAUCAAUGUUUUGAGGCAUUGGAGCCGACCUUUAACAAUGCAGUUUACUGUCACUGUAAAUAUAUUUAUGUCUUUUUUUUUUUUUUUUUGGUUGAAUGCCGUGAAAUCGUGAAUGUUACGCCCCAAACGUCACGAGGAGGACCGCAAUAACCAAUAAAAAAGUGCAAAAGAGC